AUGCCGGAGGUUCAUCUCACCAUUGCUUCAGCACUUUUGGCUGCUGGUGAUCAAGACCUCUCAGCCUCCGACAGAACAGACUGCAACAAAUCCCGUCUCAAAGAGCUUCUUGAUAGCCCAUGCUCCUUUGGUCGGUGCCGAUCGGGUCACUGCAGUGUGUGUGAGCCUGGCUUGAAGCUCGAGGAUGUUUUGGCUUUCCGUCGAGUUUUUGAUGGCAUGGGCUCAGCAAGGCGGGCUGCAUUCCUGAACAGGUCUUAUGGAGAUGCCAAAGCUGGCAACACUCGCUGCAAGUGGAUCUUCCUUGAAAAAAGGUGUUGUGAGAGACAGCUGUUUGCUUUACUCGAGAUAUCGGCCAGCACACUUGGCAAGCUUUGCAAGGGCCAUUGCUUCGAUGGCCGUGUCACUAACGGACGGAUGGUGACUGAAGCUGGUAUGUCGGUGGAUCAGUUCUUCUUGGAGAUGUACCAUUCUGCAGCAGAGUUUCUCCCAGAGGAUGACACAUGCCAUAUGGAGAAUGUUGAUUGGACUGUGCAGCAGGAAGAGUUGCAAGAAUCCCAAGCACCGGAUCUGGGCCGGGAUGAUGAAGAUCUGGCACCAAUGUUGGGAUGGGACCCUGAGAAGUCUUGGCUACACACAGCCAUUGCAUCAGCCGCUGAUGCACACUUGCCCAAGCGGUAUGUGCAGCACAAAAAGCCAAUCGAUAUUUGGUGGCUUUACUUGGCAUGGCGCCUAGUCAGAGUCCCAGAGUCCCAGAGUGCAGACUCAGAGUCCAGAGCGGCCUGUUGGAGCACAUUCUGGCAGCGGUGGAGCAAGAGAUGGUGCCACUGCAUUGGCUUGCGCAAGCCGACACAACAUGCUCAGUGCAACGAUUGCAGCAAGUUUUCCAACCUACUUCACUUCGGCGAUGCUUCUGUUGCAGAAAAGAAAGCGGCGGCGAAGGCUUGGCAGGAUCACCUCAAAGCACAAUAUGUCGACCGUGUCAUAUACUGGCACUUGAGGUGGUACAGCAAGGUGCCUGGAUCAAACAUCCUCUGCAUAAUCCUGGAUGGCAUGGACAAGAGUAAGGGUAGCUGGCCACAACUUCCGUUCCGGAAGCCGAAGAACCUGGAGAAGUUCCACAGACCCCGUUUGACCAUUCACCUGGCAUUGGCCCAUGGAUUUUGUGCUGAUUUCUAUCUCGCUGAUGACGAGAACUUCUUUCACGGUGCCUCUUUCUUUUGCGAGAUUCUCACGAGGACUUUGGCCCGUGUACAGGAAGCUUGCAGGCAGCAAGGAAGAUCCAUGCCUGAUCAUCUCGUUAUCCAAAGUGAUAACACUACAGCACAGGCCAAGAAUGCAGAGGUCGCGAACUUCCUCGGGGUGCUUGUGCGGAAGUUCAAGUUUCAGUCCUGUGUCCUGAACUUUGUGCGUGUAGGCCACACGCACGAAGACGUGGAUUUUGUCUUCAGCAUCCUUUUGGCCAAGGUUCUGAGACGAUGCAAGGUCAUGGUGCCAGAAGACCUCAGGACGGGCAUCCUCACAGGCAUGACACCCGUCCUGGCACCCAAGGGCUAUGAUGUGAAUGUGGAGAUCCUCACACAUGUCAGGAAUUUCCAGUCAUGGCUCGGGGCUAUGUGUGUCCAUCCUCACAACUGCUAUAAACGACGUGAAGGCAUCCUGGCACCCCAUUCCUUCACCUUCAAGCUCCGCAUGGAUUUGGCACCCCGUGAGCAGCAGCUAUUGCUGCAGCAUCCCACUGACAGAGGUUGGCCUUCUAAUCCUCUCGAUGUCUUUUGUGUUGUGAAGACUUGGAUGCAAAGCCACGGUCCAAACGGGCCUCCUACCUUGCUUAUCCCGGACGCACGCUUCGACAGAAUCAGCACCGCAGCCCCAACAGAAGCUUGUCGGGCCAGCCACCCAAUGAGACAGCAGAGGACAAAGGAACUGCGGCAGCUGGCAGACGCACUGGAGGAACUCACAGGCACAUGGAAAGCUGAACACUCCAUGUUCCGGUCGGCCCAAGAACUCCGAGAUCUCGCUGACGGAAGGAACCGAGAACCAUCACAGGACGGGUACUUGGAGGCGUUGGAGGCUCCACGGGAAGACCCAAUCGUUGAAGCAGCCUGA
This is a messenger RNA of Symbiodinium sp. CCMP2592, 2106 nucleotides long. The record is from the annotation of a GenBank genome assembly. Lineage: Eukaryota; Dinophyceae; Suessiales; Symbiodiniaceae.